UAAUGUCCAAUCAAUAUGUGAUUGUACCUCAAAAUUAUAGAAGCGACAGCAUGGUCAGUAUCUCACCAGCUGACAAAAGAUACUUUGAACAAGCUUAAGCCAAACAAAAAUCACCUCCAUAGUAAAUGAUAUUUGGAGGGUACUCACCAUCACCAAGUCUUCAAAAAAGUUUGAGUACACAGUUAUCAGAACAAAGUAUUGAUGAUGUAUACAUAUAUUUUGACUCAUUUAUUAGUUUGGCAGAAUGCAAAAGGAUUCAGAUACUGAGUUAGUCGUCCAAUAUAUACUAUAAUUGAGAGAUUCAGAUAAAAGAGAAUAAGCAUUAUCAGAAUUAUCAAAAAAGAGAGAAAGCUUUCCUCAUUUGGCACCCCUCUUAUGGCAUUCUGUUGGUACCAUAGCUAUAUUGUAAUAUUUUUAAAUAUUUUAGUCUCUAAGAAAUUGCAGUUGUCUAUCAACAUUUGCAACCAGCUUAACUAACACCAGCUCAGUCUUCUAGAAUCUGUAGUGUAUUGGGACUUCUUCAAUGUUUAGCUCUGCAUGUAUAAACAAGAUCCUGCUUUUUAAGAGGUAGUAUUUAAAUUUAAGUGUAGCUCAUAUUCCAUUGUUUUUAUAUCCAUUUCUAAACACUAGUAAUAAGAGUAAAGCUUUUGAAAACUUAAGAGUUACAAGUUUAGGUGUUAUAGGUGCUUUGGUGAAGGUAAAAAUAUUUUUAAAUUUUUAUAGGGAGAUGAUCCAGAGGCAAUUAAUUUUUUAAUGCAAACUGAAAUCAUUCCACUUUGUCUUAGAAUCAUGAAAAAAGGACAAGAGCUUUCGAGAACAGUAGCUACCUUUAUAGUUUAGAAAAUCCUUCUCGACGACAAUGGUCUUAAUUAUAUCUGUUAGACUCCUGAAAGAUUUUUUGCAGUCAGUCAAGUCUUACAAACUAUGAUAGAUGAUUUACAUCAAUCCUAAAAGGAUGAUUAAAGAUUAUUAAGACACAUAAUUAGAUGUUAUUUAAGACUUUCUGAAAACUAAAAGUAUUUUUCAAAUGUAAAUUUUAGAGCUGGAGAAGUACUUAAAAAAUAUUUGCCAUAAGUAUUAAAAGAUCCAACUCAAUCUUUUAUUAAAGAUGAAGUUGUAAAAAAGUGGCAUAAUAAUUUGCUUUAAAAUCUUUCGAUCAAAUGA
This is a messenger RNA of Paramecium pentaurelia, 1164 nucleotides long. Lineage: Eukaryota; Ciliophora; Oligohymenophorea; Peniculida; Parameciidae. The record is from the annotation of a GenBank genome assembly.